UUCUCGCUUGUCCCGCAUACCUACUGAAAAUGUCGAACGCGUGAUCCGCUAGAUUAAUGGCUUCCGUCAACGACAGGAGAGGUUUGGAUGGCAGGCAAUCCAGAAAAGUGCCGGACUGAGGGCAUUUUGGUUUUACAAGCCUCAUGCGCCUGUUCCCUCGCGUGUCUGGAGCUCUAAACAGUACAACAGACUUUAAAUCACCGCAUGCAUAUAGAGCCAGCCUGCAACUUAUCGGUAAUACACAUACGUGCACGAUAAAGUAUUUCGCUCGACAGCGGCACGCCCUGCACCCUCUCUGGUGCUGAAAAGGCAGGAGCAGGACAGCGGGCUCAGUUGGCCCAGCGCUCCGUGCGCCUGUGUACUCUAUUUAUCCCCGAGGCACAGAGGACAUUCGGCACCCUUCUCAGCAGACAGGCAGGCGAGCGGAAAAACGAGGGACAGAGCUGGCGACGUGCUAAGAUCAUCGUUUCUUCUUGGCAAAAGAAAUACAGGAAGAAAACACGUUUAUCUGGGUUAAGGUUACUUUUUUUUUUAGUGCGCGCAUAGAUGAGUCCGCCCGGGAAUCACAUCAACCUGCGUCGCCCAACCAAUUUGGCACCACACAGGGCAGUCCUCGGAAAGUGACAAAGCGGAUCACAUCACUUGCGUGUAUUUCUGGAGAAUCGCGUUAGCGGGGCAGGGGGAUGCUUUAGUAACUGGAGUAAGCGAUGCUGAAAGAGGCGUUCUGCCGUCCCCCCCUGACUGACUGAGCACCACCACAGCACUAAUGAGUGAAAUAUGGAGAAACAGGCUCUCGCAACGGCCAUCAGCUUGUCCAUGAGCCUCUUCUCGUUGAUGCUCCUCAUCACGGCUAUCUUCACCGACCACUGGUACGAAACCGACACCAGGAGGCACGCAGAGAACUGCGAGCGGCACGGCACCGACUCCCAUGAGCAGAAAAGCCGGGUGAUGCCCAUGUAUCACCUGCCUCUCACGGACGCGAGCAGCCCCCAGCGGAAUAUCGGGCUGCUGAACCCAAUUCCCAUCGGGAACCGAGAAGAGGACCUCCUGGAGAACUGGAGGUCGAUUUUAGGACUGGGAGUUCUGGAAUCGGAGUGCGGGCGUCCCUUAUUCUCGACCUAUUCGGGACUCUGGAGGAAAUGCUACUACCUCGGUAUCGAUCAGGAUAUUGAUAACCUGAUAUCAAAGGGUAUUGCACAGCGAUGCACAUCAGUCAAGUAUCAUUUCUCUCAGCCCAUCCGACUGCGCAACAUCCCCUUUAACUUGACAAGGACCAUCCAGCAGGAUGAGUGGCACCUGCUGCACCUGCGCCGGAUCACAGCGGGCUUUCUGGGCAUGGCGGCGGCCGUGCUGCUGUGCGGGUGCAUCGUGGCCACGGUCAGCUUCUUCUGGGAGGAGAGCCUCACCCAGCACGUGUCCGGCCUGCUCUUCCUCAUGGCGGGUAUUUUCUGCACAAUCUCUUUGUGUACCUACGCAGCCAGCAUCUCGUAUGAUCUCUCUCGGACUCCGUCGUUCAUCUACGGGCUGCCCGGCGACGUGGAGCAUGGUUAUAGCUGGUCCAUAUUCUGUGCCUGGUGCAGUCUGGGCCUCACGGUAGCGGCGGGCUGCCUGUGCACCACCUACCCCUUCAUCAGCAGAGCCAAGGCCGUGCAGUCAAAAACCGCCAGGGACUCCUCGGUGUGAAGGCCACUGCUCCGGAGCCAGUGCUAUGCCAAGCACUAUGCAGCAUUUCCUUUUAAAGCAUUGCUUUAUGUUUGGGAGUUCUGUGGCGAGACCUGAAUUCAAGACUUGAUAUCGUAUCUCCCCCAGCUGUGUCCUGCCAGGUGUUGUGGAAUAAUGUACAUAAAAACCCAGACAAAAUGUGGUCCAGUGUAGAUUGUUACCUCUGUUAUAUCGGUAGACAGUUCUAGGAAAACCAAUUAAACUACUGUGAAGACUUCAAGAACUGUGAUUGCUCCCCAGCACCUCCAUUUGUGAUGCAAGAAGGAUUUAUUGUGAGCGGCAACAUUCUGGUGACGUAUUAGUUACCACGUUAAAGCAUGAACCUCAGACAAAACCUCACGUUGUCAAACCAAGUGCUGUUUUCCAUUUCCUAUAAGAGACGAUUGAUUUUUAAAAACUCUUUCAGUGUCCCCCUCCAGACUCCUGCUUCUCCUGUGACAAGUGAAGAAGUCAGUGCAGCACCAGCAGACAGGGAGACAGGCACCUGAAGGACUGCAGCACAAUCUGUGUCGUGUGGAUCCCUGCAAGCACGGUGGAUCUUGGCACUACAGACUGCCACCACAUUGUGACACCAUUCGUGACAGAGGAGGCAAGGCAAGAGGAGCCCAAUGCCCAUCUCUGCUAAUAUAGCCACCCCUUUCAAUGAGGGGAGAACAGUCAUUUCAGAAAAGUACCGUAACACAAACUGCGACUGCAGAGGGAACUGAAAACGGACAACGUUUUUUUUUUUCUGGCUUGAUAGGCUGCUUCACUGCUGCAUGGAAAAAACAACAAACAGUAUGAAGCAGUCUGGUUUAUUGUGUGUGUGUGUGAGAUCUGAGUUUUUAAAAAAACAUUUCGGACGGAGAAUAGGAAAGAUUUCAUGACAAGGCUUCCCAGCCAGCUUGUUGAGGCCCAGUCUCUGGGCACCUUUAAGAAACCUCUGGAUGAAAUUCUAGGUUCACUCAGGUGCUGAACUACCACCCGAGCAAGAUGGGCCACAUGGCCCCCCGCUUGUGUGUAGACCUUCGUUUUGUUCUUUUGAUGAAGUAAGGCAGGCUCCUUUUGAAUUAAUCAGCAAUGAAACGACUGUGGACAUGAGAAAAAACAGGGAAUCUUCAUUCCUCCUCGAAGCUGAGACCUGCUCUUGAAACUGAGUGAAAGACCGAGUCUGCUGGGCUUCGAAAGCCCUAAUGUGCUGACGUACAGUUACUGAAAACAACAGCAACAAAAAAUCCUGAGCUGUAAUAUCAUCAUUUUGUACACUGUGAAUUCAGUUGUUCUGUUAAUAAAGUACUGUUAAGUAUAUAAA
Molecule: messenger RNA, 3013 nt
Organism: Lepisosteus oculatus (spotted gar)
Lineage: Eukaryota; Metazoa; Chordata; Actinopteri; Semionotiformes; Lepisosteidae
Gene: tmem178a
Product: transmembrane protein 178a
Biological process (GO): regulation of cytosolic calcium ion concentration; negative regulation of osteoclast differentiation
Cellular component (GO): endoplasmic reticulum membrane
Source: RefSeq, a predicted model, not a curated record